CUCCACUGAUCGUCGUCUUCUAUUCUAGUUUGAUUCUCGGCGGAGGAUACUCGACGAGAAAAUCCAGAUCGGGAAUUAUCUUUGAGAAGAGGAAAAAGAUAACUGAACUUUUUUAAACAUGAAUUUAGGUUUCGUAGUUGGAGUUUUCGGCGUUCUGAUUCUCUCCCAUGCCGCUUAUUCAACAAUCCAAUAUAGAGGAUUGUUGAAGAUCAUGGAGGAAGAGUUUUCUCGACCACCGAUGAAUGUUAUUCUGGAGCUGAUCAUUGGACUAGCUCUGUGUAUGUGGGCUGCUUUGACUUUCCCUGGGAAAUUUCUCUCGAUCCAUCCGGAUUCCGAUGAAAAUAGGGCGGUUUCUUUACCAGAUAGCUCUGAAUUCAUGAUAUUCAAUCACCGUGGCAGACUGUUCCCACCGGAGAUCGACAUGAAGUUUUGAUUUUUCAUUUUUUUUGUAAUCACAGUGCGUAGUCAAACACUUAUCUGUCUAAUACUAAGAGAUGUUUCCAUUGAAAUUUUAAGUAAAGUACUCUGUUUUUCAUCAAUUUUUUUAUAUUUGGAAAGUCUUGUGAA
Messenger RNA from Capsella rubella, 567 nucleotides. RefSeq names its product membrane magnesium transporter. The coding region runs from base 119 to 433 and encodes 104 amino acids. Lineage: Eukaryota; Viridiplantae; Streptophyta; Magnoliopsida; Brassicales; Brassicaceae. Gene Ontology annotation, cellular component: Golgi apparatus; early endosome; EMC complex. The record is from RefSeq and is a predicted model, not a curated record. The transcript has 4 exons.